AUGGGAAAGAGUGCCGUUCCAAACCUAGCAAGUCUAUUACAUAAAAAUGUUAUUGUCCGAGUUGAUGGAGGACAUGUCCUCAAAGGGCUGUUGAUGGGAUAUGAUGCAUUUAUGAACAUAGUGCUAUCCAAGAUCACAGAGCCCAGUGAAGUGGGGGGCUCUGCUAUUAUCCGAGGAGAGUUUGUAGAGGAUAUAACGUUUGUAGAAUAG
Encephalitozoon romaleae SJ-2008 is the source of this 210-nucleotide messenger RNA. Its product is annotated as small nuclear ribonucleoprotein G. The transcript has a single exon. NCBI's taxonomy places the organism in Eukaryota, Fungi, Microsporidia, Unikaryonidae. Gene Ontology annotation, molecular function: RNA binding. The coding region runs from base 1 to 210 and encodes 69 amino acids. The record is from RefSeq and is a predicted model, not a curated record.